Molecule: messenger RNA, 1817 nt
Organism: Colletotrichum navitas
Lineage: Eukaryota; Fungi; Ascomycota; Sordariomycetes; Glomerellales; Glomerellaceae
Exons: 2
Coding region: 119-1375 (418 amino acids)
Source: RefSeq, a predicted model, not a curated record
CGUCAGUCAGCCCACCAGUGUUGUACAAACUCGUAGAAGAGCAUUUUCGUUCCCAACCGAUCCUCCGUUCAAGAGUCACACAAGCCAACAAUCAGUCCGGCCGAAAAUACGGCGUCAAAUGGACCCACUUUCCAUCGGGAGCGGCGUUCUAGCCGUUGGAAGUUUCGCCUUCACGGCCUGCACUACGCUCCACAGCCUCAUCCGCAGCUUGCAAAGUCAGAACAAGGACGCCCGCGCGCUCAAAGCGGAAGUCGGCGACUUGGCCGGGGUCUUAAGCUCGCUUCUGGAGACAAUUGCGAGCAACCCAAACCUCGACUUUGAAUUCCUCCAGCAGCCGCUCCGACGGUGUGGUCAAGCUUGCGAGGAGUAUGGCAAAAUCAUUGCUCAAUGCACAAAGCAUUCCAAUGACACAUCGCGACCCAGCGUACGCGACUGGAUCACGCAGAAGUAUCUCCAAGGAGAUAUCAACGACUUCAGGGCCAUGCUUGCCGCACACAAGUCGACCAUUAAUAUCGCUCUUGCGAAUGCCAACUUACGCAUCGCCGCCAUCUCGCCCGAGGUUCUCGACAGUUACAAGGACAUGAUUGCCGACACCACCAACGAUCUGCAAACUCACCUGCAGGAUAUGCAGGAGAAGAUCGACCGCCUCAAGGCUGGGGAUGUUGAAGCUGUUGACCAAGUGGCACUAGAGUGGCAUGCCUUGGCGGAAGAAAAGGAGAGCACCAAGCAAGGCCUCGAAAUGUGUGCUCGCUUGUCUGCCCAGAUCAAUCAGUUCGAAGCGGCUUCGGCGGAGUCUGCUCAGUAUGCGGAGCGUCCCUCGGCACACAAACACAUCAAGACCGGCCUGAGUCAAGCUGGACAGUCCAUUAAGUCACUCGUAGACCGGCUGCAGUCCCAUGAGGCGCUCAUCAGCAGCCAGCUGGAAGCGAUGACUCUACAAGGGGCACUAUCUGAGCCCGUCGCUUCCCAGCUCGAGCGCCUCCAGCAGACAAAGGAGAGCCUCAGCCAGUGUAUCCGCAUCGUGUCCGAAGCUGGCGAGCUAGCCAAUGAACGCAGCAACGUCUUUGAGGACCUCACCUUGGCAGAUAAUAGCUACGCCUUUUCUGUCUCGACAGUGAACGAUCUCGUGACAGCCCGGCGACUAAACCUCAGCGGGCGGUCUCGGCACUUUGGUGGGCAGGUCACAGACGAAACUGUACAAAAGUCUAUAGACGCUCUCACACAAUUGGACACGGAGCAUCUUCGAUACUCAGCCGGGGUGGAUGGCCCUCGAAAAGCGACAUAUUCUGCCACGACAACAAAUGGCUCGACGAACUCCAGGACUUUUCGUGAUCGUUUCGGGCGGGGAGUCACACUAGCAGCAAAGAAUGAAUAAGAUAGCGUCCAAGGUGUAAUCCCGAUCAUGAUUGCAGUUUGACACACUUGUAUUUCAUGUUUAUACAACUACACAAUACUUAGCAUGCUUCGGUCCAAGCAGCCGCCGCUAACCUCCAGCACCUAUUUGAAAAUGACUCCCUGACACGAAACUCUGUCCGGACCCCAAGGCUCUCAGCAAAUACGGAGGGUUUCUUUUGCACCUUCCCUCUGCUGCCUGUUUGGCACCUGCCACUUCCACGGCAACCACGAAGCAGCUACAAGUACCUGCCUAGGUUAGGUACUUCAUGCCUCAGGGUGUACCUAAGUACCCGUCGGAGGUACGUACCUUACUGAUUGCGCGUACCUAGCCUGUGUGUAGGGUACCUAUAUAUACCUGCCCAUCCUCCCACCUUUUCAACCUUUUUCUCUUCUUCUCUUCUUCAUACUUACCUUCAUGGGGG